This is a messenger RNA of Boleophthalmus pectinirostris (great blue-spotted mudskipper), 1189 nucleotides long. It is a transcript of the gene mul3, whose product is annotated as mitochondrial ubiquitin ligase activator of nfkb 1-A. Gene Ontology annotation, molecular function: ubiquitin-protein transferase activity. The transcript is spliced from 5 exons. The record is from RefSeq and is a predicted model, not a curated record. NCBI's taxonomy places the organism in Eukaryota, Metazoa, Chordata, Actinopteri, Gobiiformes, Gobiidae. Bases 143 to 964 code for a protein of 273 amino acids. Gene Ontology annotation, biological process: organelle organization; protein ubiquitination.
UGCCAUUGGCUGCAAAAAUCUGACGCAAGUUAAGGAAAGUAGGAAGUGAAGUGUCCUGAUGGGGCUUGUUUGUUUCGUUUUCUAUUAGUCAAACCACAAAGCAAAAGUUGUUAAUCAUUCAUGAUACUCUAUAUCAGGUAACAUGAGUGACUUUACAGUAAACCCUUACGCUUGGAUUGGUAUUGGGUCCAGUUUUGCUUUCUCUGGCCUUUUCUAUCGUCUAUACCAGGACAAAAAGAAAGAAUUAGAAAAACUGAAGGAAAUACCUAUAUUCAAGCCUGAUCAACAUUUGCUUAGUGUAGUGAGAGCUUCCCCUCACAAACGACUCCAGUAUGUCGCUGUAGAAGGUAUGGUACAAGCUGAUGGGGAGCCUAUAGCCAGUCAGUACGCCCCACGAUGCUCCGGUGUGAUUCAGAGAAUAGCAGUCGAGGAGCGCUGGAAAUAUUGGAACUCUUUCACCAGGACAUGGAAUUCUCGGACAAUGAACAAGAAGGAAACAAAGAACUCUGUCCCCUUCAGCUUGGUGCAGCCUGGAGCUUACAUCAACGAUCUCUAUGUCAAAGUUCACAACCCUCUGGAGGCAUCAGGGCACUUUUUGGACAGAGUUUACCACAAGAUAAAGCACGCCGAAGAGGAUAUGGUGAAUAUUGUACUGCAGGGCAUCAGUGGAGAGAAACCUGGUGCACUGGUGGAGGAGGAGGAGAUGUUGAAAGUGGGGAGUACACUAACUGGUUUUGGAGAGGUAGUCCUGGAGGGGGGACAGGUAAUGAGGCUUCAGGCACCACAGGACGGACGCAAGUUCAUCCUAGUCCCUGGUGACUACCGCAGCUUCAUGGACAGACAUGAGAGCUCAGCCAGCAUGUGGAAGACACUCACCGCACUUACAGGAAUCACAGGAGCUACCAUUCUGGCAGCUGUCAUUUACAAUGCAGUUGGGGACCAAGACGGCAGAUCUAAAAAGUGAUUCUAAUGGCACACAGUAUUGGGUUGUUAAAGGUUCAUCUCAUAGAUAUUUCUUAAUUUGAACUGAUUUUUUUUUUUUUUGGAAUCUUGUUUGGCUACGAGGUAAUGGACUAAAGUCUAAAAUCUAUACCAUGAGACAAUAUUGGAAUUUCUGGUUUUAAUCAGAAUUUAGUUUUAUUGCCACUGCCAGUGAUGAUAAAAUAAAAAGGGCUCAAAACUGGAUAAA